Molecule: messenger RNA, 3345 nt
Organism: Saxophila tyrrhenica
Lineage: Eukaryota; Fungi; Ascomycota; Dothideomycetes; Mycosphaerellales; Extremaceae
Exons: 4
Coding region: 1-3345 (1114 amino acids)
Source: RefSeq, a predicted model, not a curated record
AUGGCGUUUGGCAGUAACUGGCGGUAUGAUACCGCUGGUCGGCAGCGCGUGGUUGAUCCAAGAUCUGUUGACCCCAGGCCCACCGGUCAAGCGUUUGCUGCAACGGGUAGAGAUUCCAAGACGGGUCUGGAGACAAGAUGGGAAUUCGGUGCUUCAUCUUCAUAUACUGAGCCAGCCGGGACGACGCAGCGUCAGCUCAACGUCAAGCGAAUCCGAGAAGGUCCAGGUCCAGGCCGAACGGAAACAUCUAUUGCUCCAAACUGCAAGAAAUACAUGGUUAUCGAGGCAUUGCUCGUACCGCCGGCAGAUACCUCGACCAUGUCCAAUCUGACCCUAGCCAAUGAUCCUGUCCCGGAUUCGUCUAUUAGACGGCGGCGCUUUGUAAUUGUUCGCGAUCAGAUGGAGGAUAGAAACAGCUUUGAGGCCAUUGCAAUAAAGACCUACAACGGAGAAGGGGUUGCUGCUGAUGGUGUUGUCAAGUUUCACCAUGCCAUCAUCUACACCGGCGACGAGCCGGAGCCGGAGCCGGAUGAGCUUCCAAGACGACCAGGUAACGGCAAGAUGGAGCAACCAAUGCAAGCACAAGCCAUACGAGUAGAGCAGUUCGACCGCACGAGAGCUUUGAAUCCGAUGUCCCGCCUUGACUACGGCUCACGCUACGUCUUCGACCACGGUGUACCAAACAUCAUAAUACUUGGAAGAAUCCACGUCUACUCCCGAGCAUCACUGCAUGCUCAAUUCAAUCAUGUCUGGGCUCAAAUUAGGGAAGCCCAUCGGCCCAGUCAUGCAGCGCAACAAGUGUCGAGCGCAGCAUCGAACGCCGAUUCGACGACCACUAUAACUCCUGCUACACGCGCCGGACCCAGUCUGGCAUCUCCGGACUCCGGACCUAUCACUGAUGAAGAAUUGGUGUCGCUUCUGCGCAACUACCACAAUCACGCGCACCAACAUGGACUUUCAAUGCCACCGCAGCAGUUGAACCCGCAACAGAUUCAAGGAUUGGCUGCAAACGCCCACGCUCGUGCUGCGUAUCUUCAGUGCAUUCGGCAGUCUUGGACGAUGAAGGACGAAGAGGAAGAUUCAUCUAGCGACAGCGAGGCGGUCACCGACGGCCAAAGAAAGUUCGACCAUGUCCGUCCCCGGGCAAGCGUAUCGCCAAGCAUACCGUCGGGACGCACAAGUGAAGCCAAGCGGCAUUGGCAACAUGGCCCCCUUCAAAACCAUAAGAGCAAAGGCGUCACUGGAAAUGGUGACGGUAGCGCAAGAAGCGCAAGCAGUCAUCUGACAGAGAGGCGUAGUAACAAGCAAACCACAGCACUGGAGAAAGAGACUGGGGACUCUUUGUUCUCCGAACGCGCUCGCUCAAGCAGACAUCCAGCAUCGGAAGGCGUUGGUGACGAGCACGGAGGGAGCUUCCGGAUGGACCAAGCAGCACGCGUGGUAGCAACGAACCAAAACAGACUCCAGAGCAACACCGACGAGCUUGUGAACGACUCAGUGUACACCAGUGAGCCCUCCGUAUGGUCACGGCCUGAUCAUAAUACUUCCUACGCUGUGACCAGUAUUUCUUCCGGUUCUCAAAUACGAGAAACAGAUCCGAAAACGGCGGGCGGGAACGAUUCUGGUGCGACCCGUCUUCGAACAGGCGUCACUCCGCCGGCGGCACAACAUGAACAUGCUCGGUCUUCCCAAGUGGUGACGUUCAAGGAACCUGAUAAAGGCACAGUCGAGGCUGCGAGUGUAGGCUCCAAUUUCAGUGCGACCACGAGUCAAAACUUUGCGGCGCAAUUUGCUGGUAUAGUCGCAGACGAUCUCCGAGAAUCCAUGAGCAACGGUCCUGGCGCGAGUCUGUUUCCGCAACAGCCCCUAGCGGACAUCACGAGACUACUACAUGACUACGCUUGCUUAAAAGCGACGACCACAAGCUCAAGUGUGGAACGAAAAGCAGUGAAGUUUGUGAAGAGAUUACGUGGGCAUAUAUUGCGAAUGAUGGGCGGGUUUCUGCAAGGCACGAACCUCGAAAUCCUGGUACCCGAUGAGGACACAGCCCGGCCUUCGAUUUUGCAACAUUUGAAUGGCAAUGUCCAGACUGCUGAUGAGAAGGCACGGGCGUGGCUGAACAAUCCAGAUGAUGCAGAGAUACCCUCUGAGGAUCGGAACAUUAUGAAAGGUCUUGAUGAUUUAGAUGCGCUGGAAGACGAGUCAGAGGUGGGACAAGCGAAGCGCUUCCUGUGUGAAUGUCCAGAGUUCGACUGGCUCAUUCGACGUAUAAGAUCGCUGGCAUCUGUGGACGGCGAGCGCAAAAGCCUAAUUUCCGUGGAGGCUGCAUUCUUUGCACUCUGCGGAGAGUCCGCCGAUUCUAUGGGACUAAUGUAUCACCCAAUGAAGUUGCGAAUCGAAUGGAACCCGAAGACUUAUCUUGCUCAGCAGUACGGCACAGCCGCUGAUCUGGGCAGUACGCUGGUCCUCGUCGGAGACGGAAAGGCUUGUUGCGUCAUGCGAUGCGGCGACUAUCUGGAUAUGCUGUGGCCUUAUGUUGGGCGGGCUGUCCUUGAAUGGGUCCAACGUGCAGCAGAAUCCGAAGACAGAGUAUACGAAACGGUUCACGAGCAUGCCAUGAUCAGGCUCGAUUGCAACAGCGCCAAUCUUCUUGUUUCUGUAUCAGGGCCACGUGUUAUACAAUACGAGUCCCUCGAUAUUUUGGCAUGGCUGGCUACCGCCUGCCGCGCAUCGAAGCAUACUGAGCAAAUCGCAGGGUGUGUGCCUGACGUCUCUAUUGGUGAGCACAAAAGCUUUGGGCUCAUCAUCGGGUUCAAGGAAGUAUUCGAAUUGGGCCAACCUGAAGAAGAAACGACAGAGGACCCAGCAUCUGGUUGCUGGCGCAGAUUCUUUCAAACUGCAUCCAUCGCAAUGGGAUAUCCAAUUCCCGUGCGGAAUCAGGAUGAGAAAGGACUCGAAGUGCCCUUCCAUUUACUGCCUAUCCUUUCCGGAGCGUACUGGCUGGCACAGUACAACGGCCGGACUCUGCUCAAAGGCUACAAUUCCAUGCUCGUUCCAAUCAAGCGGGCAGGAAAUUCGGUGCAAUGGCACUUUUCAGUCAACACUGACCGCUCAAAGUUGUGCUACAGUGAGGUCGAGAAGUACACAGGGCUGUGUGGUGAAGAUGAAUCCUCCUUGUCCCCGUGCCGUCAUUUCGUUGGAUGGGCACCUACCGUUGUUGUGGCAGCUGGUAAGUCGAGCCUGCUCGUUGCCCUGGACUUGGCUUAUGAACUGUGUAGGUUCUCAAUCUGGACAGUACAGGAGCAUUGGUAUGAGCCUAGCCGAAGCUCCGAGCAGGGUGCUUGA